Molecule: messenger RNA, 1377 nt
Organism: Ostrea edulis (European flat oyster)
Lineage: Eukaryota; Metazoa; Mollusca; Bivalvia; Ostreida; Ostreidae
Product: cell death abnormality protein 1-like
Exons: 5
Coding region: 18-497 (159 amino acids)
Source: RefSeq, a predicted model, not a curated record
GGUACUGAGACACAGGAAUGAAAUUUUUGAUAUUUUUUUUCACUGCAGAAAUUCUGUCGAAAGUAUUUUCAGCCGAAAAUUGCGGAAGUUUUGGAAAAUGCUGUAAUGGAUACGUAUGGGAUGAUCAGUCUGGAUCCUGCAAAAGGUGUUCUAGAGGUUUUUAUGGACCAAAAUGUGAAAAUUAUUGUCCAUACCCAACAUAUGGACAAGAAUGCCAAUCGUUAUGCAACUGUAUUCAGCAAUUAUGCCAUCCUAUAAACGGUUGCAAAGAUAGUUUGAAAAUAAGAUAUACUACGGGGCAAACUUUGUUUUCAAAGACAAUUGAAGGAAAAUAUAUACCUACUAAUGGAAGUCAGCCAACAAAAGAAGUGAGUGUCACAGAGAACUCAACAGAGACUUACGAAGACAUUCCAAAAGGAGACAAGGAUACCAUCUGCCGAGCAGGAUCUGUAUUUAACACCAUUGCACAUUGGAGGAAGGAGCAGCGUUUACCAUAAUGUAACCGAUGUCUAAAACCAAUUGACUGUUAUUACUAGUUGUUGAUCUGUCAAUAUUUAUUUUCCCCCAGAAACUCCAUGCUAUUGGAUCAUUUAAAGUGUACGAUGUAAAUAAAAGGUUAAUCAAAAUUAUGUUAAUUGUGUCCGUGAAAUUCAUUUUCAGGAUAAAUUGGCUAAAUAUCAACAAGUGUGGAAAAUUCAGCGUGACACAUAGAUUUUACAAACUUAUAUUUAUGUUCUACAGUAACUUAAAAUUCCAUUUGUGGUUUGUACAUUGAUGGAUAAAAGGAAUACACAACACAGUGCACGAUUAAUGAAAUUGUUAUUUUUAGAAUGGCGAUAGUAGUAAAACAUUAUUACAGAACAGAAGAAUCAACCUACAAAUGAAAGGCAUCAUUAACCAAUUGGACGAUAUCCCCAUAGUAUAAAAUACAGAGAAACACUAGCUAGAUAUAUGAAAAACAUGUCGUUCCAUAUAAUACCACAGUGCAAACCUACAGACGCCACCCAACUUGAACUUGACUUUCCUGAAAUAUGAAUACACAUGUGAUUUUCUUCCUUCCAACUUGUAAUCUGUAUGCGUUGUUUGGUGACAGGCACAACCUGUAGACCAUUUGUAAUUACAUGUAAAACAAAUUAUGCAACAGUCACGAUAAAAUACAAUGUCUUUCGUUGAAACAUAUAGGACUAUAGCAGACACAUUCUCGCCUUUAACCAUUCAAGUAUAAUAACCCCCACAUUUUGUACAGCAGGCAGCAUUUGAUUAGAAAGAUUUAUGAAAUCAGAUACAUACUGACCUAUCCUAGCAUUACAUGUCCCUGUAUUCAUUCUAUAAAACGAAUUAAAAUUAAAGUGGAAGUGUGCACAUGACCAAAACACA